Scatophagus argus is the source of this 5118-nucleotide messenger RNA. It is a transcript of the gene gask1a, whose product is annotated as golgi associated kinase 1A. The coding region runs from base 599 to 2614 and encodes 671 amino acids. The record is from RefSeq and is a predicted model, not a curated record. Gene Ontology annotation, cellular component: Golgi apparatus. NCBI's taxonomy places the organism in Eukaryota, Metazoa, Chordata, Actinopteri, Scatophagidae. The transcript has 6 exons.
AACAUAUGUGACGGUUGUUGGUAAUGACUCUCGGUUUGUCUUGGAGGCGUCAAAGUUUCUCAGGACUUUGAUAACUGCACGUGACGUUAUUUUUUAAAGUAGCCUUUAUUUUAGUCAAAUAAACUUUCCCAGCACACCACUUCUUUGAUACGAAUUGAGUUGUUAGAGUAGAGGGUAGAAACGUUAUUAUGUAGCGGAAGAAGACUUCUCAUAUUUCGCUCCGAGCAGGCUGCGGUCCUCCUUAAACACAGGGGCUUUUACUUUGAAACCAACUUUCCCAGACGCUCGCGUGGAGCUGCGCGUUCCCCAGAGAGGGGCGGCCGGGCUCGAGGCGGCCUGUCGAUCACUGUGACGAAGAAAAUGACCGUAUGAGGGGGUCACCUGUGCAGCAUAGGUACCUUUUUAAAGCAGCAGCUUGUGUUUAGCCAACUGUUGAACAUUUUUCUUUAGCCAAGUUACCGCGCUGCUGCAUCUUCAGGACCACCGGCUGUCCAGUGUUCGUGUGGAGAUUCAUCAGCUUGCAAGCCCACGGGAUGUGUUUGCGAUAAAUGACUUUAAAGAGACUUCAGUGGACUGCACUCGACCGGGAAUGUGAAUCAUGGCCUGGCGAGUGCGGUCAAAAGUCUGCUGUGGUCCAAAAUGGCUCCUCCUCCUCUCCCCCGUCUUCCUCCUCUUCCUCACAAUCUCUGUGAUGAUAAUGACCCUCCCCAUUCCUUUGCCACCCGCUGACAUUGACCGACGGUCGUCCCGUGCUCUUAGCUCCGCCGGGGGGUUCAGAUCCAGACCCAGUGACAUGGUGCACCCUCCAGCUGAUGCCUUCCAGCGGCCGCUCGCUCACAUCCACCGUGUGGCCUCAAGCGCUUGGAACGAGAUAUCUAAACAUUCAGUGGCACCUAAACCUUUCAGGGACGCUGCUGGCGAUGACGAAAACAGCAUCAAAGAGAGACAUCGUGCAGACUUACACAAAAAUAAACACCGAAGCAAAGGCACCGCUUCCAAAAGGAAGGAGGUGGCAGGCGCCAUCCAGAAUCCAACCAGUCAUCACCAUCCCAAUCUCCGAGCGUUUACAGUCAACAACACAGGGCCAAAGCAUAGAAUUAAGCCAAGCAACCACAGUGCUGUGGCAAAGCACUCUGUGCAGGCAUACACUCAUCUUGAAAGGAGCAAAUCCAAAACAGCACAUAUUCCUGCUCCAGCAGAUACCCCCAUAAGUGACAGGCGAGCUGCAGACAGACAUGCAGGCAGAUGGGAGAUAGAUAGACACACAAACAAAAGUGUAGACACACAAAUACAUGACAGCCAUACCAGUGCAAAGAUAACCGAACAACGCCAGACUUUGAAAAGACACAAACCGCACUCUGGGAAAUCUGACAAAGUCAGUAAGGAGCAGCAGGCUGUGAAAAAGCCUUUCAGGGAUCUUAAACUCCAUAAUCUCUGGGAGGAUCCCUCUGAAGUGCAGAAGAAUCCUGGGUUGUUGGACCAUAGAAAGGCUUUGUCCAAACCUGAGGCAGCCAUAAAGAAAGACGACAGCAGCUUGUGUCUGAGCUUUACAGAGCAGGACUUCCCGGACAGUGACCACAGGAGGAUCAGGAUUAGUCCAGAUCUCCAGCCUGUUCCCUGGCUGAGCGAGGACGACAUCCAGAAGAUGCUGCUCCUUGCUGGGGGUGAGGUGGUCAGCAAGACCAAAGUGCCUGCACAUGGACGGGUGCUCCAAGUGGCGCUGGAUCCUUUGGCAGAACAGAGGCAGCCAUCACUGAAGAGGGAUUCACCUCAACAAGGAACAGGCCACAGACAUCCAGAAAGCCACAGUGAGCGCUGCCAGCAGGGGCACUGCUCCCUGGUCAAGCGCACAGAUGACUGGUUUGAAGUGUUUGCCUUCCAUCUGGACAGAGUGCUGGGACUCAACAGAAGUCUCCCCACGGUGCUGAGGACUUUCUACAGUGAGAUUUUACCAUAUCGAUACAUCAGCGGCGUCCCCAGACCGGUCGUGUGGUGGGAUCCUGAUAUUCAGCACCUUGCGGAUAGAGACAAUGAUCAGAACUCAGUACCGCUCAGCUGGGUCAAGUACCAAAAGCUUCUGCAAGUCCACUGUGGGAGUGAAGCAGAUCUGAGGUCAGUGCCCUGUGUGGGAAUUCACCAUUCAGAGUGGGGGAGACUGGCUCUCUUUGACUUCUUAUUGCAGGUCAAUGACCGGCUUGACAGGUACUGCUGUGGUUUCACCCCUGAUCCAACAGAACUGUGUGUGGAGAACCUGCUGUACACCAAGUGUGGCAACAUCAAGGAUCUGCUGCUGGUCCACAUCCUGGUGAGGAAGGCAGAUCCCUCCAGACUGGUGUUCAUAGAUAACGCUGGCAGACCAAAACAGUCUGCUGACAACCUCAACUUCAGGCUGGUUGAGGGCAUUGAUGAGUUUCCAGAGAGAGCAGUGUCAGUGCUCCAGUCAGGCUGUCUGGAGAGUCUGCUUCUGCGCUCUCUUUACACAGACAGGGAAUUCUGGGACAGCCAAGGCGGGGCCAGCGGUCUCAGGCCUCUUAUCCAUACUGUGGAGCACAGAGGGAAUAUUCUCCUGCAGCACAUCAAGGACAAGAAUAUACAGGUCAAGAGGGACCUGUGACUGAGCUGACUGGACAGAGCGGAAAUAAAAAUUACACUUUAUUAAAUUAAUUAAAUAACUUCAUUCGUCACACUGAUUGUCAAGAUGACAUUUCUUGAGUGUAAUCCAAAAGAAAUCUUUGGUGGUGCUGCAUGAGCAGAAACUUAAGGAGAUGAAAUGGUUCAGAAAAUUUGAAGCAUAGCAACAACAAGUUUGGGUGUCAAAAAAAAGAAAAACUUUUUUUUAUUAGGGAUUGCGAAUAAUGCAAUAAGUAAAUAUUAAGCUGUUUGUAACUGACCAGCUAACUGGCCCACAGUGUAUGCUUUCCACUUGCUAACUUCGGGUUAGCAUGCUGUGUGUCAGAAUGCCAUCAGCCUUGCCCCUGUGGGCCUCGUAGAACAUGAUGAUCCCUGCUUUAGGCAAGUUUAGAUUUGAAAUGAUUUGAUGAAAUAUUUGCAAAGAAUUCUCUGUAGACAGAGAACCAAUGACAGGUUAAUGCAUAGACAGAGGACUCUGGAACCAGAACAUUACAUCAUGGAACCUCUGGCAUUAUUGAUCGUACACCAUACAGAGGGUAAAAUAUGAUGAUUAUUGCACAUUUGGCAGUGCUGAUAACCUGUGCCUAAUGACUUUAUUAAUGGUUAAUGAAUCAUUUACUAAUUAUUUUCUAAGAACAACUUUGGGUUGUACAAAGUCUUUGUCUGGUUUCAUUAACAGUCAAGUCAUUAAAUGUUCAUGAAUGUCUCAAUAAGCCAUUAAUCAGAGUAAAUAAACCAUCACUCCGCAGUCACAAAUGUUAAUAAAGGUUCACCGCAUUGUAUUAUACGUGAGCCAUUAGCAACGUAUUUACCAAGAAAGUCAGUGGUGGAAUGGAGGAGUCUUUAUAAUGAAUGGGAGCUGUAGAGUGAAAGCAAAAAAGACAAAGGAGCUGUCGUGUUGGAAGAGGAGAAGCACCAGCCAUGACGGGAGAACUUAGAAAUUGUUCUUAAAGGACCGUCCACUCCAAGAACGAUGAGUAUGAUGAUAAUGAGCAUCCACACUGAUGAACGAUAAUUUUCUGUCAAGCAGCACCCUUUCUCUGGGUACGUUGACAUCCUCCUACAGUCCCAAAAACAUGCAUAUCAGGUUAAUUGGCUGCUCUGCAUUGCCCCUGGGUGUGAUUGUCUUUGUUUGUCGACCCUGCGAUUGGCUGGCGACUAGUCCAGGGUGAACCCCGGCUGUCGCCUGUUGUCUGCUGGAUAGGCUCCAGCACCUCCGCCACCCUGCACGGAUAAAGUGAAUUAGAAGAUGUAUGGAUGGAUGCACGAAUGGUGUCGUUCUUGGUGUGGCUGGCUCCUUUAGAACAAUUUUUAAAACAAUAUAUUUAUCUGUCUUGGUGUGGACAAUCAUAACUCAUCAAUAAAGUAUAAGCUGAUGAUUCAUUAACCAAUAAUAAAGAAAAUUACAUACAGCUUAUAACCUCUUUACAAAGGUUGCCUUAUUGAAAAGUGAUACAGAUGUGCAGUAUUCCACUAAGCUGCUAUGUUUUGUUUUUUUCAGGAAAAAGUGCAUUACUGUAGACUUCAGUUAAGUCACUGAAGCAUCACCAUCUUAUCAUCAAAGUGCACACAGAGGACAAAUGAAUGUGCUCUGGAAACAGAUUUAAACACAAGCGUCAAGGUUGUAAAAGUGUCUCUGAGUAUGUUGGGUUGCCAUAAAGCAAACGCACACCUAGGCUGACAUCUUCAAAGUGUCUCGUUCAUGUUAAUUGUUUGAUCAUGUGCACCAGAUGAAAUGCCCCUGUAGCUCUGUCUGUUGAUAAGAGACGAUCGUCGCUGCAAACGUGUUCACGUUUCUCGUUCAGUGUUCCAACAUCUCACCAACUGUCGCUUCACAGAGGGGACAUGUGAGACAAGUUAUUCCCCUGCUCCUCCGCGACAGCCAAGUGCUGAUUUUUCCAAACAAUUUAGUGUAAAGAAGCACGCUCUAUCUUUUCUCCAUUUUAAUAUUUCACAGCGAGCCAGCAGCAGAUCGAGUGAUUGAUUUGGAUGUCUGUUUUUAUGAGAUAAGCUUUUCUGCUUUUAAUCGAGGGAUUAAAAAUGGCUGUCAGCAAAUAGCUUCUGGACCGGCUCCUAGAAGCCUUUUGAUAAAAAUGGACCAGAUUUAUAUAUAUAUAUAUAAAUAAUUUUUUUUAUAUAUAUUUUUUCAACGCGGCUGUCCUUGCAUGUUGUUAAAAUGCAAAGCAGUGUAUAGAAGCAAAAGAUGAAAGAAAAUGGAUGAAAAUUGGAUGAAAAUCAAGUGUCAUAAUGGAAGGAAAAGAGCUUUUCUGUCUGAGCGACACAUUUCUAAAGCCGAACUGCCACAAAACAUUCUCUUGGUAUUUGGGGUCUUGUGAAAAGCGCAGAUGAUAUCAUUUGAAGCUGCUUUAUGCCUUACCCACUCUGAAUAGCAAUUCCAGCCGUACUGGUAGUUCAUGGAUUAAUGACAUUUUCUUUGGCUCACUCUUUUAUCACUGAAUAAAUGGCUCUAAUGAGAAAUGGUUCAAA